CUUAUCUUGAUACGUUGAGUAACGACCAUAACUUUUGUUCUUUUAUUGGGUUUUGUUUUUUCUAGUUAGGUCUGCUCCACCAACACUAUUACUAGAGACAAUUGUGAUCAAAAACCUUCCUCCAACGGAUGCUAGCCUACGAGGAUGAUGGAAAGGACUGCAACACGAACGAGUAUCCGGAUAACGAGCUGCUCACUAUUGCUCUAGGCGUCACGGGUUUGAUCCUCACGGUCUUGUGCCUGACUGUCGGUACUUUUUUGUGUUCUAGCAGCGCAUGUGGAUUAAUAGAGAAGUUUGGAUUAAUAGAGAACAGAUGUUCUAGUAACACGGAUUAGUUGGAUUCUCAAAGAACCUUACAUGUUCUAGUACCACGGAUGGUAGUAGUCAAUGACAAUGAAUUGAUCUUGGAUUGGUUCUUUUGGAAUCGAUUUUGCUCUCACAGCCCAUUCCUUCUGACACACUCACGAUCGAAACUCCAAUAAUCAAUUUGACAGGCAAACCGGUCGAUCGAAAAAUCCAUGGCGAGCCACCUGAGCAUGACUUCAACUGAGAAGGAUAGCGCAUGCUGCGCUAAGGAAACAGAAACCUCUGCUGAGUCUUGUUAUGCUGAAAAUAUACAUCAUUGAUGUAGGUGAUACUACUUCCCUAUGCUAUUGAAACAGAAAUAUGACUUUCCUGUCAUCUCUUUUUUUUUAUGUCAGAUUUAUCAAAAGUGUAGUAGCUAGUUGUGAACUUUUCUAUUGUCGCUAAAAUCAGAAUCAGAUACAAACUCUCAGUAGAGAUCUUCCUAUCUUUGUCAAAAAGUGUAAAACUUCAAACAAAAAGGUGUUGGAAUUUUGGGAAAAUUAUCAUGUCUGAAGGACAAGAAACAACGCGAAAAUGUUGUUGUUAUUUUUGAGAGUACCCCAGACUGCAAGGAGAGUACGCCAAACAAGGAGAGUACCUUGUAACAACGACCUCCUUGUUACCUCUUUCUGACUGCAGUCCUUUGCAGGUUCUAGUUGAAAGGGAGACUUAUGACUGAGGAGAUGUGCUUGUGCGCAAAAAAAAUUAUGUUGGUGAAACGUAUAUCUUGGAAAUAAUCUAGACCUAGUAGACCUAGUAGACUAGUAGAUAAUAUUAACAAUUGUUCUAACUCGUUCUUAGAUAUAAUGUAUUGAAAAAACAGCCACGCAAUGAUAUAGCGAGACUAUCAAUCAUUAAUCGAUAAUAUCCUUAUCCUAUAACCAUACCUAAUUAUAAACAGCAGCAUUUCAUCAUUGCAGGGUUAAAAUUAUAGUGUGUCUAUCCCAAAAAGAAAAUCACUCUUGUCACAUACUCAGGAAAAAAUCGCAAGAUCAAAGCCCGAUGCUUGAACAAAGGAGCAUGAUUGAUUUUAUCUGAAUCUCCAGGUUGGUGAGCUUGUGAUGCUAAUCACAAAUGAAGUAUAAUAUGAACAAGACCACGUGGUCGUUUCGCGAUGGAACAAGCUGUAUCCGAGUACGAAGAAGCAG
Molecule: messenger RNA, 1493 nt
Organism: Amoebophrya sp. A25
Lineage: Eukaryota; Dinophyceae; Syndiniales; Amoebophryaceae
Source: the annotation of a GenBank genome assembly